UGGUUGCUUUCAAUCAUGUUCAAUAUGUUUCUUUUGUUGGUGGUAUUGAAUUCCGUAUUGAUCGUAUCCUGUUCAAAAGAUGUGACGCUGGUCAGAGGAGUUCGAAAUGACCGUGAGUCCUCGGAGAAUGAUAUGAGAAUCGACAAAAUGAUGCAGGAGCUACAAGAUACAUGCAUUCAUGGCAAUCAACAUCAAAAUGUAAAAGAUCUGAAAAAGGAUACACAGACUAUUUUAGACAAUAUUAACGUAUACAAAGAUGUGGUGAAAUUAAAUACACAACUCAGAAAAGAAAUAAAAUGGAUUGUUGAAGAAUCAAAAGGAGAAAGAGAAACCAGGAAAAUUUUUGACUUACUAAAACAGGACACAAAAGGCGUAUGUUCACCACCAAAGUACAAAGACUGUACAGAAUUAAAGAGGAAAACAAAGAAAAAAAUGAACAAUGGUGUUUACAAGAUAUAUCCAGGGGGAGAUAAAUCUGUUCAGGUGUACUGCGAUAUGACCACAGACGGGGGAGGCUGGACAGUUAUGUUAAAACGGUAUGGUGGAUCUGUUAGUUUUAAACGUACAUGGGAUGAAUGCGAAAAUGGAUUUGGUGAUAUACAUGGCGAAUUCUGGUUUGGCAACAAAUACACACAUAUGCUAACGUCCGGUGGGAAAUACGAGUUGAGAGUGGACAUGAUGGACUUAAAAACAAACAACAAAAUAUAUGCUGUGUAUAAGACAUUCAAUGUAGGAAACGCUGCAUCAAAAUACAAACUUACUAUUGGUGAUUACUCUGGAACUGCAGUUGAUAAAUUUAAACUUCACAAUGGGGUGAAAUUUUCCACCAUAGACCAGGACAACAACAUUUAUGGCGGCAGUUGUGCAGUCAGCCAAACAGGAUCAUGGUGGUAUAAAAAAGGUUGUUCCAAUUGUGAUCUUAGUCGUACUGAGCACAAACCAUACUGGAAUAAUUAUGUUUCGAAACCAGUUAUGAUGAUCAGAAAAAUAUAAAUUCAGAAAUACUCAUAAUAAAAACGCAAACAUUA
Mytilus californianus (California mussel) is the source of this 1028-nucleotide messenger RNA. Its product is annotated as fibrinogen-like protein A. The record is from RefSeq and is a predicted model, not a curated record. The coding region runs from base 16 to 993 and encodes 325 amino acids. Lineage: Eukaryota; Metazoa; Mollusca; Bivalvia; Mytilida; Mytilidae. The transcript is spliced from 9 exons.